This is a messenger RNA of Astyanax mexicanus (Mexican tetra), 2984 nucleotides long. RefSeq names its product RNA binding motif protein 5 (gene rbm5). Gene Ontology annotation, molecular function: RNA binding. Lineage: Eukaryota; Metazoa; Chordata; Actinopteri; Characiformes; Acestrorhamphidae. The transcript has 25 exons. The coding region runs from base 181 to 2706 and encodes 841 amino acids. Gene Ontology annotation, cellular component: nucleus. Gene Ontology annotation, biological process: mRNA splicing, via spliceosome. The record is from RefSeq and is a predicted model, not a curated record.
GCAUUAUGGGAAGAAGAAGCGCGAGCGGGGCCAUUUUAUCUCCUGAUGUUGAUGACGGAGCAGGCAGAGGGGAGACGUUUCGUUGAGAAACCGUUCACGUAGCUUUCAGCGAAACUUUAUUUACGGUUAAUUCAGGUGUAGAGUUACUCUUUAAGCGAAAGUCACUGGUGUUCAUUAAGCAUGGGUGCUGAUAAACGGGUUAGCCGUACAGAGCGCAGCGGACGAUACGGCUCAGAGCAGUCUCGUGAUGACGAGCGCAGAGAGCGGCGUGAUCGAGAUGAUCGAGGGUAUGACUCUCACCGCUGGAGUGAUGAUCGCCGCAGUGACCGAUAUGAUGGAGACCGUGGGGAGCGCAGUGAUCGCUACUGGAGUCGAGACAGUCCUGAGAGGGGAAGGAAACGGCGUAUAAGUGAUGAGUCCGAUGACGGGCACCACUCAGAUGGUGAUUAUUCUGAGCAUGAUUACCGAGGUGACCCAUCUGAUGAGAAGGAGAGCAAGACCAUCAUGCUCCGAGGCCUUCCUGUCAACACCACAGAGGCUAUGAUUCGAGCGGCGAUAGACCAGUUGGAGGGGCCGCAACCGAUGGAUGUGCGCCUGAUGAAAAAGAGAUCAGGUAUAAGCCGAGGUUUCGCCUUCGUGGAGUUUUAUCACUUGCAAGAUGCUACCCGAUGGAUGGAGACCAAUCAGAAGCUGCUGACCAUCCAGGGCAAAAGUGUUGCCAUGCAGUACAACACCCGGCACAAGUUUGAAGACUGGCUUUGCAACUCGUGCGGCCUGUACAAUUUCCGGAGGAGACUGAAGUGCUUCAGAUGUGGAGCAGCCAAGUCAGACUCUGAAAGCAGCAGCAUUACAGGAGGCACAGAGACCCAGUCCAGUGGAGACUUCUAUGGAGACACGAUUAUUCUGAGGAACAUUGCUCCACUCUCCACUGUUGAAGGCAUCAUGACCGCUUUGGCACCGUACGCUAACCUGUCGGCCGGUAACAUCCGCCUCAUUAAAGACAAGCAGACCGGCCACAACAGAGGAUUCGCCUUCGUGCAGCUCUCCUCUCCUCUGGAGGCUUCUCAGCUUCUGACGAUCCUCCAGGGUCUCCAGCCUCCUCUCAAACUAGAUGGGAAGACCAUUGGAGUCGACUAUGCCAAGAGUGCUCGAAAGGACCUGCUGCUGCCGGAUGGGAACCGUAUCAGUGCUUUCUCUGUAGCCAGCACCGCUAUUGCUGCAGCUCAGUGGUCCUCCAGCCAGCCACAACAAAGUGUGGAGCCUGCUUCAGAGUACAGCUGCCUGCCGGAAGGCUAUGUGCAUUAUUCACAGGAAUAUCAAGCCCAGUAUCAACAGCUGCAGUCAGGAGUAGACCCAUCUCAGGCCAACGGCAUACUUGGAGCUGCUCCUGGAUUGAAGGUGCUGCCGACGGCUGCAGGUGUGGUCAUCUCUCAGGGCGCUCAGGUUUAUCAGCCGCAGAUAGUCGGCCAGCCUGCAACACAGACUUUACAGGCAGUGCAAACUCCGAUUAUUGCUGCAGCUGCCACCGUUUCAGUGCCAGCAACCUCUGCAGUAAUCGCGGCAGCUCCCGUAACAGCCAUGUCUGCAGCCACUGCUUUAGCUGCUUCUUCAAAUGCUAAACCAGCAGCUCCUGAUACCUCCACCUACCAGUAUGAUGAAGCUUCUGGCUACUACUACGACCCACAAACUGGCCUUUAUUAUGACCCCAACACACACUACUACUACAACUCCUACACGCAGCAGUACUUGUAUUGGGACAGUGAGAAGCAGGCGUACUUGCCUGCACCCGACUCCAGCGGUGCGGGGCAGAUGGGGGCAGCCACCACUCCACCCAAAGAGGGCAAGGAGAAGAAGGAGAAGCCCAAAAGCAAGACCGCCCAGCAGAUUGCGAAAGAUAUGGAGCGCUGGGCGAAGAGCUUAAACAAGCAGAAGGAGAAUUUCAAGAGCAGCUUCCAGCCAAUCAGCCAGGAGGAGAGGAAGGAGGCAGCGGCGGCAGAUGCUGGAUUUACCCUGUUUGAGAAGAAGCAGGUCACUGGUUUGGAGAGGCUCAUUUCUGAGGCAGUGAAGACAUCAGAAGAGGAAAGUUCAUCCUCAAAGGUUGCUCUGGUAGCAGCGUACAGCGGGGACAGUGAGCCUGAAGAAGCUCCUGAAGGAGAUGAGAGGGAAGACAAGCUAACAGACUGGAGGAAGAUGGCCUGUCUGCUGUGCAGGAGACAGUUCCCCAACAAGGAAGCUCUGAUCCGCCACCAGCAGCUCUCAGACCUUCACAAGCAAAACCUGGAGGUGCACAGAAGAUCUAAGCUGAGUGAGGCAGAGCUGGAGGAGCUGGAGAGGAAGGAGACUGAGAUGAAGUACAGAGACAGGGCAGCUGAGAGGAGAGAGAAAUACGGCAUUCCAGAACCUCCUGCACCCAAGAAGAGGAAGUUCACCCAGCCAGCUACUCCAGUGGUGAACUAUGAGCAGCCCACUAAGGAUGGACUGAACAGUGACAACAUUGGGAAUAAGAUGCUUCAGGCGAUGGGCUGGAAGGAAGGCAAAGGUCUGGGCAGAAAUCAGCAGGGCAUCACAGCACCGAUUGAGGCUCAGUUGAGGAUGAAGGGCGCCGGUCUCGGGACUAAAGGAAGUAAUUACACUCUCUCAGCGUCCGACACUUACAAGGACGCCGUCCGCAAAGCCAUGUUCGCCCGGUUCACUGAAAUCGAGUAAACUGUCGCGUCAGAUCAAUUGGGCAUUCGGUUUCUCUCACUGCCUUUUUUCCAUCACUGAAGAAUAUCAGACUGUGAAUCAGAAGAUGAGAUAAAUAUAUCUGUAUAUAUUUGUACAGUGUGUGCCUAAAAUGUGAAAUCUGUUCGUAUGAGAAGAAUGAUUGGAAUUUCUUUUUCUUUUUUUUCUUUUUUUUGGACCAGGCAUUGUGGGUAAACUGUAAAGUUUGUACAUUAGGAUCUCAGUUUUGUACAUAAGAGAAUAAAUGAGAUGUAAAACUA